AUUUCUCCUAGCCUAAUUUGUCAGUUUUAUUGAUUUUUAUUUCGCCACUAUAUAUUUAGGAAAAAAAAUCUUUCUUUGUCGUGCAGGAAACAUGUCCAACUCUGGCAUGCCUAGAGCAGCCUCAAAUGAUGAUAACGCCAUGGAGCUGCAACAGCUGAUAUUGCGUAGCUAUAAAUCGAUGAACGGAUUGGUCAACUUUUACAACGGACAAUUGCACGAUGAAUUGGAUGAUCUGAUGUUAUCCAUACAACAGGAGGAUCAACGUCAAACCCGCUGCACCAGCGAUCACAGUUCGCAGUUAACGGAAGCACUGGAUUUAAAAUGUCUGGCAGGUAUUAAUAAGCUCAGCCAGUACCUCAUGAUGCGACCCAGUUGCAGCAGUUUGGAUUUAAGUGACGGCCCAAAAUUCAGGGAGCUUUAAUGACAUUGAAAUACAUUAUUAUAAAUUUUAUUCCCAACGCAGUCAAUCAAAUUCACAAAUAAAGCGUAA
Molecule: messenger RNA, 490 nt
Organism: Drosophila albomicans
Lineage: Eukaryota; Metazoa; Arthropoda; Insecta; Diptera; Drosophilidae
Exons: 2
Coding region: 92-421 (109 amino acids)
Source: RefSeq, a predicted model, not a curated record